UACUUCUUGCUGACCGUAGGUCUCUUUCAAGUCCACCUCGCUUUCCAUACCCUUCUCCCACCCUCCACUCGAACGACGACCAUUCUCCUUUUAUAGUCCGCCAUAAUCACCACCUGUUCGAUAAGAACAGGGUCUUACCAUCGGACUGCGCCCAUUCUCGUCUCUCGCUUCCUAUCUUACGACGUACAGCCAUACAACAGUACACUAAUCUCAAACCUCUCGGAAGACGAUAAUACGUAACCAUGUAUACCCCGGAUCCAGAAGGUAACGUUCAGUCCCUCUUGAUCGCACCACUCACGCACACCAUCUCUCCCACUCGAAAACGAUGCAGACACCGGUCAUGGCCUCGCUGUUCCAACACUUCUCAAUCCUACAAAAGCGCCUAUACGACAGCUUUACUUAACAGCAUCUGUCUAUGUGUCGCACAAUGGCACAGAAAGCAUGACAGGCCUGGUUGGUGCGCGCUUCACGUUUCAUGCGAUGCUGCCCAAUCAUGCAGAUGGUGCCUUUACAUCUAUUUGUUUGAAAAAGUUCAGGGGCGGAAUGAGAAAACCAAGCCAAUGCAUAAAAGACGUUCUUUACAUUCACUGGGAUACAAAUGCAAAUCCCCUUCCCUCCUCCCCUCCCUCCAAACAGCAUGGGCGUUGACCAUUCAGGUCCCUCACAUCCGGCUUCCAUACCGAUUUCACUAACGAGUUCUCCCCAUCCCCAAAAUUGCUUACGGCAAUCACAACAGAAUCGCUCUCGCUGUUCAUCUCACUAGGAUGCAUCUCGUUCAUGUCGGUGCUGUUCGGGCGCAAGACUGCAGGGA
Messenger RNA from Gamsiella multidivaricata, 811 nucleotides. RefSeq lists its product as uncharacterized. Lineage: Eukaryota; Fungi; Mortierellomycota; Mortierellomycetes; Mortierellales; Mortierellaceae. Bases 243 to 692 code for a protein of 149 amino acids. The record is from RefSeq and is a predicted model, not a curated record. The transcript has a single exon.